Molecule: messenger RNA, 1568 nt
Organism: Dunckerocampus dactyliophorus (ringed pipefish)
Lineage: Eukaryota; Metazoa; Chordata; Actinopteri; Syngnathiformes; Syngnathidae
Gene: dok2
Product: docking protein 2
Exons: 8
Coding region: 95-1561 (488 amino acids)
Biological process (GO): cell surface receptor protein tyrosine kinase signaling pathway; positive regulation of MAPK cascade
Cellular component (GO): cytoplasm
Source: RefSeq, a predicted model, not a curated record
AUGCCACUUCCUGCCAAGACUCAACUUUGACCCGCGCAGUGAAAGAGAGGAAGAAGAACAGGAAGUUGGACAGCAAACGUCAGCAGAGACCAACAUGGACGACUACAUCAGGAAAGAAGGACAACUUUACCUGCAACAACAACACACCUUUGGAAAGAAGUGGAAGAGCAUGUGGUGCGUGUUGUUUGGAGAAAGUUGGUGUUCCAUAUCUCGGCUGGAACUCUACGAGAGUAAAGAUGGCGGAGGCGUAGAGAAGAAGCAAAGAAGUGGACGCAAGCAGCAUGAGCUGAAGAAGGUCAUCCGCCUGUCCGACUGCAUCCGAGUGAGCGAGACGGAUGUGAACGCAUGUCCCAGAGACACGGCGUCUUUCCUGGUGGAGACAACAGACAAGACGUACGUCUUUGCAGCCCGCAGACAACAUGUGGACGAUUGGACGCUCCAGCUGUGUCAGACCGCCUUUCCUGGGAGCUGGGCGGAGCCUAGCAGGAGGCGUGGCAGCCUAAAGAAAAGAAGCGAAGAAGAAGAAGGGAUGGAGGACAACAUGUUGUAUAGCAGCCGCACAGACACAUUGAGGGAUUUCCGUGUGUGUGUAAGGAGGACAGACGCAGCAGAGCGCUGCAGCUUAAAGGGGGACGGCGUCCUGCGAGCCAGCUUGGAGGCGCUCCACCUGCUGGACAGUCGAGGAGUUGCUGUGUUGACAUGGCCGUACAGAUUUCUGCGCCGCUUUGGGCGGGACAAGAACACGUUCUCCUUUGAGGCGGGCCGGAGGUGUGAGUCAGGAGAGGGGAGUUUUGAGUUCGACACCAAAGAGGGCAAUUUCCUGUUCCAAGCGGUGGAGGCCGCCAUCAGCCUGCAGCGUGUCCGUCAUGCGUCUGGAGGCGGGCCGAUGAAUCUGGAACCUUCUCAGACCCCCGGCCCACCUCCUGGCAGCAGAGAUGACCCACAAUCCCUCGGGACUCAGGUGAACGUGGGUCUGGACCAGACCAUGAUGGGGGUCCACAAAUUGACCUUGGACGCUGACGGUAGCCUCAUCCCUAAAAAAAGGGUCCACGUGACGCCCGGCUAUCCUGUUGCCCUCGCUAUGAACCCUGGCCCCCGUCCCUCUGAGCCGUCGUCCGUGGGGCAGACAUACUCCCAGGUCUCAUUUCCCACCAAGUGGGACAAGACAAGUGCUGCGCGGGCGUGCGCGCCGCACCUCAAACAGGAUGGCGAGUAUUCCCUCCCGUUCCACGGUGUCUCCAAGAAGGCCACGGCAGACACUUUGAUCUCCCAAAAGGCUGAUGGUACAGAGAGGUUCUACGAGCAUGUGGGACAGUCACCAAUGGAAAGCAAAGACAUGACCACGGUCUACAGGAAUGAGGAUCACAUUUACGAUGAGCCGGAAAGCUGCGUAGCCCCGCCCUCUGAGUAUGAUGACCCUGAGGAGAUGAAAGGAGACGCCUGGAGGGUGAUGGCUGCCGCAGGUGACCAAGAAGGUCAUGACUAUGCUGUCCCCAAACCAAGCAAAAGGUCACUUCCUGUCGCCCGGCAGGAAAUAGAAGUGGACGACAGGAAGAUGUGACAGAAUG